CUCUCCACCUUCUCUCCUCCUUCCCCGAAUUGCCGCCCUUCCAAACACCGACUCGACUCAUCUCAUCAUCCCCAUAUAAACCCCUCCAAUCCCAACAUCUCUCUCAUCAUCAAUACAAUUCAUUCCUAAUAUCUAAUUUCUAUUUUCUUUCCUCACAGCACACAGAUUAUUAUUUAUUAUUAUUAUUCGCCAUGUCUCUCAUUCUCAGUUAUCCGAACCAAUUUCCCAUCGAAAACGUAUCGAUAAAGAGUUUAAUUCCACUAUUUUGCGUUGUGUUUUGUAUGUUUCAGUUCUUCUUGUUGAAAGUACUUCUCAGCCAGCUCAGAAGAUUUUAUAAAAUUUUAUCAACAUCUGGGUCUUUCAUCAAAUCCAAAUUCGCUGAUUUAAAACCUCAUCAGGCGGUGAAGAAUAAGAUUCAGGAUUUUGAGUUGUCGAACUCCAACCACCUGGCUUGCUCUGAUACUGAGAAGAUUGAAGAUGAGCAUCUGUGCAGAGAAGAUGUUGAGAUGGUGAUGGCGAGGUUGGGGAUUUUAUGCAACCCUGAAGAUGAGAAGCUUGUGGAGAAGUUGGGCUCCGAUGACCUAUCGAACUUGUUUGAAGAGAAGGAGCCGAGUUUGGAGGAAUUGAAGGGAGCUUUUGACGUGUUUGAUGAGAACGGAGAUGGAUUCAUUGAUUCGAAGGAGUUGCAGAGAGUUGUGUGUGUUUUGGGAUUCAAGGAGGGAUCGGAGAUUGGGAAUUGCAGGAGGAUGAUCAGUGCCUUUGAUGAUAACGGAGACGAUAGGAUAGAUUUCGGUGAAUUUGUAAAAUUUAUGGAAAACACCUUCUCUUGAACUAUUCUUUUUCACACAUAAAUAAAUAUUUUUUUUAUUAAUUUUUGUAUCAUUAAAUACAAAAGGGGGGAGAUCUAUACAUUAAUAAAAUGUACUAACAAGAUCCUACCCUUGUAAUUAAUGAUAACAAAAUUAAAUAAAACAAAUUCGUUAUGUAUGACAUUUUCAUGAUUCUUUCUGAAAAAAUUGAAAUCUAUAGUAAAAUGCACCAAAUUAUUGAUUA
Molecule: messenger RNA, 1053 nt
Organism: Camellia sinensis
Lineage: Eukaryota; Viridiplantae; Streptophyta; Magnoliopsida; Ericales; Theaceae
Product: putative calcium-binding protein CML46
Molecular function (GO): calcium ion binding
Source: RefSeq, a predicted model, not a curated record